AUGAUCAACGAAAACGGACCUUUGCGUGCUGCUCCUAACGGCGACUUUCCCGAUGUGAAGGAAGCACAGAACGCACCGGAAAAAGAGGAGAACACAGAGUACUGGAUCUUUGGCUACGGUUCACUCAUCUUUAAGCCCCCACCCCACUGGGAUGUCCGUCUUCCGGGCUAUGUCACCGGCUAUGUGCGUCGUUUCUGGCAGUCUUCCAACGAUCAUCGAGGUGUGCCCGAGGCUCCUGGUAGAGUGGUGACCCUGAUUGAAAAGUCCUUCUGGGAAAGCCUGGAUGAUCCCCACCCCAGCCACGACGACUGUACGACAUGGGGUGUCGCAUACCGAAUCAAGAAGGAAUACGUGGAGGAAGUCAAGACGUACCUGGACAUACGGGAGCAGAAUGGUUACAGUGUGCAUAACGUGCCGUUCCACGUGUCGCAGGAGAGCCUCCGGGCAAACAAGGACGCAUACCCGUGCUCCUGCUUCGACGGCCAGGUGCCUACCCAGAUUGAAACCGUGUGCUUCAUCGGGACUCCCGACAACGAGGCAUUUGUGGGACCUCAAGACCCCACCCAACUGGCAAAGCACAUUGUACACAGCAAGGGUCCCAGCGGCGAGAACCGAGAGUAUCUGUACCGUCUAUACGAAUCUCUGAUCGAGCUGGCCCCCGAGGCACAUGACCACCAUUUGCAUGACCUGGUGAGCGUAGCCAAGAAAUAUGAGACCGAAAGCGGAAUUGUACCGUAUGCCUGA
This is a messenger RNA of Yarrowia lipolytica CLIB122, 744 nucleotides long. RefSeq lists its product as uncharacterized. NCBI's taxonomy places the organism in Eukaryota, Fungi, Ascomycota, Dipodascomycetes, Dipodascales. Gene Ontology annotation, molecular function: glutathione specific gamma-glutamylcyclotransferase activity; gamma-glutamylcyclotransferase activity. Gene Ontology annotation, biological process: glutathione catabolic process. The record is from RefSeq and is a predicted model, not a curated record. Gene Ontology annotation, cellular component: cytoplasm.